GAGCCCAGGCGGGCCGCGGCAAGCGCCCGGCUGCUCCGACCCCCGCCGCCGCGCCCUCCCCGCCGCCGCGCCCCCGCUCGGCCCGCUCCCAACGGAAAGUUGGGCUGCGGCGGGCGGCGUUUGGAAACCGCGAGCGAUCGGGCAGGAGAGCGGCUGGGGGGGGCGCCUAGGGCACCGGGAGGCGCGCCGCGAGGGGCCAACUUCGCCCGGGAACCCGCGCCGCCGGCCCCGAGCCUGGAGCCCCCGAGCGGGCUCGCGGUGGUUCUUCCCGUCCCUCGGCCUCCCCCCCGCCGAUUCGAGACGCGGACCUUGGUCCCGGCGGCUCCGCGGCGGUGACACGAGCCCGCGCCGCCGCCUCAGCCCCCGCCGCCUCCUCAGCCCCGCCACCGCCGCCGCCGCCUUUCCCGCACUAUGGAGUUCUCGGAGAGGAAAAGAAGCAGGAAAUCCCAGAGCUUCAAACUGGUGAGCCAAGAUUAUCACCAGGAGGUUUAUAAGAUCUCAGAAUUCAGCAACGAUGUUAAUGGGGAGGCCAAAGAGACACAACCCAUUUUUUUAGGAGAUGAAAGCAUGGAAAUUAAAAAACAAAUUACAGGGAUGAGAAGAUUACUGAAUGACAGCACUGGGAGGAUAUAUCAGCGUGUUGGCAAAGAAGGAGAAAAACUAAAAGAAGAGCCCCAGGAUUUGGAUUUAGUCUGGCCUCAGCGUUUGAACUCUUCUGCUGUGGCCCCACAGAGCCUCCAUUCUUCUUCACGUGGUGUGUGGAAUGAGCUAUCACCCCAAAGUGGGCAGUUCUCAGGGCAGUAUGGCACCCGUUCUAGAACCUUCCAGAGUCAGCCCCACACCACUGCAAACUCCAACGGAGAACUUCCAAUGGUGAAUUCGUCAGUUGGAUCAAACUGCUGUACUUGUAACUGCCAGUCAACGUUGCAGGCCAUUCUCCAAGAACUCAAGACCAUGAGGAAAUUAAUGCAAAUUCAAGCAGUUGGAACUCAAAACAGACAACAACCCCCAAUUUCCCUUAUAUGCUCCCAGCGAACUGCUGUCUCACGCAAGAGAAAUAAAAAGAAAAAAGUGCCCCCAAAGACGGUUGAACCUGUUACUGUGAAACAGAAGCCCAGUGUGUUAGAAAUUGAGAAGAAGCCAGCAGCAGGGGCCUUGGAGCCCUCUGGUCCCCAAGCCUCAGAGCUCACCUCCACCAAGGACAGCCACGUCCUGGGAUUCGGCAUUGUUCUUGAAUCACCUUCCUCAGAUCCAGAAGUGCAACUUGCUGAAGGCUUUGAUGUGUUUAUGCCUAAGUCUCAGCUGGACUCUAUACUGUCAAACUACACUCGCUCAGGAAGCCUUCUGUUUAGAAAACUGGUGUGUGCAUUUUUUGAUGACAAGACUUUGGCUAACUCCUUACCCAAUGGGAAGAGGAAAAGAGGACUCAAUGACAACCGGAAAGGACUAGACCAAAAUAUUGUGGGUGCAAUAAAAGUCUUCACAGAAAAGUACUGUACUGCUAACCAUGUGGAUAAACUUCCUGGCCCAAGAGACUGGGUACAGAUUCUACAGGAUCAAAUUAAACUGGCCAGAAGAAGGUUAAAAAGAGGCUCAGCAGAGGUAGCUGACGGUGAUGAAAGACUGGACGGCAUUUCUCUACCACCAACAGUGGUCUGAUAAACUACUGUGGAUAAACCAGGGCUUUUGUUUUUCUGCAACAUAUGCUUAAAAAUUUGUCUUCUGCCUCCCAGAAUGAAAUAUUUCUCAAGGUAAUAGAAAAGAUUAAUUAGUGACCUUUCACUCUAUUAAACUAUGAUGAAUAUGUCUCUAAUAAAGGUAGAAACAUUUACUCACAACUGUGGAUCUGUUAAAUAUGCACCAUGAACCUUCAGAAGCACUUCCUUCCAAGCCUGGGUGACAGCUUGGAAUUUUCAGUACUUGAGGAGGGAGAGGGAAUAUUCAAUUCACAGAUAUGUGCAGUGGAUUCACAAAUUGGAAAUACAGCUUGGGAGGCUGCUGUAUCAAAACUGUAACCACAAUAUCAUAUUUUAUAAAUUAAAAUUGUUUUGUGUUAACUUACUGUGACUACUGUUCAGACUUUGUUCAGAAAUCCUUUUUAUAGGCUUUCUUAGCAAAAAAAAAAAAAAUCCUAUCUGUGGAUAAUGUCUCAAUCUUCUGUAUAUAUGUUUUAUUAAUAUGUAAAUAUUCUGAUUUUUUAAAAUUACUAUGUUCUUUAAGAAAGAAUUCAAUGCAAGGCUAGUUGUGAAAAUGGUGUAUAACAUUGUGUUGUGAUAUCAGCUCCCAAGAUGCUCUUUAUGUCUGUUCUGGAAGAAUACAAUAAAUUACUUUAAUUGAA
Molecule: messenger RNA, 2338 nt
Organism: Marmota flaviventris (yellow-bellied marmot)
Lineage: Eukaryota; Metazoa; Chordata; Mammalia; Rodentia; Sciuridae
Source: RefSeq, a predicted model, not a curated record